Suillus subaureus is the source of this 1578-nucleotide messenger RNA. RefSeq names its product cytochrome P450. Lineage: Eukaryota; Fungi; Basidiomycota; Agaricomycetes; Boletales; Suillaceae. The record is from RefSeq and is a predicted model, not a curated record. Gene Ontology annotation, molecular function: monooxygenase activity; oxidoreductase activity, acting on paired donors, with incorporation or reduction of molecular oxygen; heme binding. The transcript is spliced from 13 exons. Bases 1 to 1578 code for a protein of 525 amino acids.
AUGAAGGUCAUCUCCGUACCCCCUCCAUUGGGUCUCUGGACAACCGUACGUUCGGUUGGCGUAUUCAAUGUCGCUUGUUCAUUUGGUGCAUUAUGGGCCUUCGUCAAAGUCCUAAGGGUCCUUCGCUGGCGAUUGAAGACAACUCAACUGCAGGGUCCGCCUCGCACUAGUUUCAUAUAUGGUGUUUCGCACGACCUAACGUCAUCUAAAGAUAGUGGUGGAAUGUAUGAAUGUUGGGCGACAGAAUAUGGGGUAGCGUAUAUGAUUCCAAGCGUCCUCGGACAGACUAGAAUUACGCCCCUUUCGUUGGCGUUUCUGGAGAUAUCAAUCGGCAGAGGGCUACUAUGGUCUGAGCGUGAAGACCACAGGAGGCAGCGGAAGUCUCUCACACCAGCUUUCAGCAAUGCAGCGAUUCGGAAACUCACAUCAGUGUUUUACGACACAGCUUACAAGGCCAAAUGUGCAUGGGAUAAUGCUAUAGAAUCGGGCAAUGGUGGUGACGCUAUCAUCGAAGUUCAGAGCUGGAUGAAUCAUAUAUCUCUGGAUACGAUUGGCAUUGCUGGUUUCUCCCAUGAUUUUGGCUCGCUCGAUGGAAAGCGAGCCAGCGUGACCGAAGUGUUUGAUACUUUCGGAACCAGCCAACAGGCUUCAGCAGUGAACAAAAUCUUUACCUUGCUUGCGUCAGCGUUUCCUAUCAUUAUCAAGAUGCCCACUAAGCGGACAAAUUUGUUCAAGAAACUUAGUAUAACCAUGGGGAAAAUAUCCAGCGACUUAUUGAUUCGCAGCCGCAGGGAGAGCCAUAUAAAUAUGAGCGAGAGAGACGAAGAGAAGUCAAUCAUUGGAUUGUUGAUUAAAUCCGAAGGCCUGGAUGUCGAACUUCGUAUGUCGGAGGAGGAAGUAAUGGCUCGGAUGAAGGUCUUGCUUAUUGCUGGUUAUGAAACGACAUCUAUCAGUCUCACGUGGGCGCUGAUCGAGCUAUCGCGACACCUCGAUGUCCAAACCAGCCUCAGGGAGGAACUGCUUGCGUUUGGCGCCGAUCCGACAUAUGACCAAUUAAAAGCCAAUCUCCCAUACUUGGAUGCGAUUAUUCAUGAAAUUCUACGACUCCACCCUCCUGUAGGCGAGUUCACUCGUGUUGCAGCGGAAGACGACGUUAUUCCCUUGAGCGAACCUGUGCGCACGGAGUCCGGGGAAAUGGCGGACAGUAUAUCAAUAGCGAAAGAGACAUUGAUCACGAUAUCAAGCGCAGCGAUCAAUCGCUCUUCGACCAUCUGGGGACCUGACGCGAAGGAAUUCAAGCCUGAUCGUUGGCUGACUGAAGACGGCAUCAGUGGGAAGUCCAAGGAAGUCCAAGGUCAUAGGCAUCUCCUGACAUUCGUCGACGGCCCUAGGACGUGUCUUGGAAAAGAUUUUGCAAUCACAGAAUUUAAGACGGUUUUAUUGGUUCUGGUAAAGAACUUCGUGUUUGAGAUGCGUGAUGGACCUGAUACUCCAAUCGAAGUUGUGAGGGGGAUUUUACCCCGUCCACGUUGUUGGAGAGGACGGUAUCGGGGUACCUUUGAGAGUCCGUCGGUAUGA